CAGGGGCAGGCGCGCAGUAGACAGAGCUGCAGCCGUGGCAGCUGCACGGCUCCUGGCCCUGGAGCAUGCGCGAGAGCCGCCCCGGAGACCCCAGCCGCCCCGCUUGCGGCGCCCCGCGCCCCGCCGCCAGCGCACCCCCGGACGCUAUGGCCCACCCCUCCGGCCGGCCCCGCGUGUAGGAUGGUAGCACACAACCAGGUGGCAGCCGACAAUGCAAUCUCCACGGCAGCAGAGACCCGACGGCGGCCAGAGCCUUCCUCCUCCUCCUCUUCUUCCUCCUCCUCGCCCGCGGCCCCUGCGCGCCCGCGGCCCUGCCCGGCUGCUCCGGCUCCGACCCCGGGCGAGACGCACUUCCGCACGUUCCGCUCGCACGCCGACUACCGGCGCAUCACCCGGGCCAGCGCGCUCCUGGACGCCUGCGGCUUCUACUGGGGACCCCUGAGCGUGCACGGGGCGCACGAGCGGCUGCGCGCCGAGCCCGUGGGCACCUUUCUGGUGCGCGACAGCCGCCAGCGGAACUGCUUCUUUGCCCUCAGCGUGAAGAUGGCCUCGGGCCCCACGAGCAUCCGCGUGCACUUCCAGGCCGGCCGCUUCCACCUGGACGGCAGCCGCGAGAGCUUCGACUGCCUCUUCGAGCUGCUGGAGCACUACGUGGCGGCGCCGCCCCGCAUGCUGGGGGCCCCGCUGCGCCAGCGCCGUGUGCGGCCGCUUCAGGAGCUGUGCCGCCAGCGCAUUGUGGCCACCGUGGGCCGCGAGAACCUGGCGCGCAUCCCCCUCAACCCCGUCCUCCGGGACUACUUGAGCUCCUUCCCCUUCCAGAUCUGACCGGCCGCGCACGCAGCAUUAACUGGGGCAUCUUAUUAUUUUCUAUUAUUAUUAUCUCCCUGGAACCACGUGGGUGCCCUCCCCGCCUGGGUUGGAGGGAGAGGGUGUAGGGGGCGAGGCGCCUUCUACCCUGGGUUGGAGACAAGGCCGCAGACCCCUCCCCACCUCUUGUGGGGGUGCCCCCUCCCGGUGCUCCCUCU
This is a messenger RNA of Orcinus orca (killer whale), 1025 nucleotides long. RefSeq names its product suppressor of cytokine signaling 1 (gene SOCS1). Bases 181 to 825 code for a protein of 214 amino acids. Gene Ontology annotation, biological process: phosphatidylinositol phosphate biosynthetic process; intracellular signal transduction. The record is from RefSeq and is a predicted model, not a curated record. Gene Ontology annotation, cellular component: phosphatidylinositol 3-kinase complex. Gene Ontology annotation, molecular function: 1-phosphatidylinositol-3-kinase regulator activity. Lineage: Eukaryota; Metazoa; Chordata; Mammalia; Artiodactyla; Delphinidae. The transcript has 2 exons.